AACCAGUAGUAUAUCCAUGGCGGAUAAGGAACUGCACAUUGUUGUGUUUCCAUGGCUAGCCUUUGGACACAAUGUUCCAUUUUUGGAGCUUGCAAAGCUCAUAGCUCAAAAGGGUCACAAAAUUUCUUUCAUUUCCACACCUAAAAACAUCCAUCGCCUCCCAAAACUUCCUGAAAAUCUGAAACCUUUGUUGCAUCUGAUAGAAUUCCCACUCCCCCACGUUGAAGAACUCCCUGAAAAUGCAGAGAACACGCUGGACACUCCUCCGCACUUGGUUCCAUACCUCUUCAAGGCUUACGAUGGUCUUGAAGAACCUUUGACUGAAUUUCUGGAGAAGAGCACCCCAGAUUGGGUCAUAUGCGACUUUGCACCACACUGGCUGCCCCCACUGUCUUCCAAGCUGGGUAUCCCAUGCAUAUUUUUUUCUAGUUUUGCUGCAUGUGCUUCGUCUUUUGGUUUGGAGUUGUUUAAGGGAAAGAAGAGUAUGGAAUCUGGGGAAGCCAAUCUUUUGCGUAAUGCGCAUAAGAGGACGCAAGUGGGUCAGAGUUCUCCGCCUAAGGAAGUGAAUCGGUUCUUAGAAACCCUGAAAGGUGUUCAAGUUUUCGCUACAAGAAGCUGCAUGGAGAUUGAAGGCGAGUUUGUGAAAUCGCUUGAAAGUUUAUCUGGGAAGUUGGUAAUUCCAACUGGGUUGCUUCCAGCUUCGCCAGAAGACAGCAAUGACCACAACUGGCACACCAUUCUUAAUUGGUUAGAUAAAUGGGAAAAGGGGUCAGUGAUCUAUGUAGCAUUUGGAACUGAGGUCAAGCUGAGUGAUGAAGACUUCACUGAAAUUGAUGUGGGAUUGGAAUUGUCUGGUUUUCCUUUUUUUUGGGCUGUGAAGAAUCGAAACAUCUCAGGUGGUAGUGUUGAGUCACAUGAUUGGAUUGAGAAUGAGUCAAAAAGGGGAAUGAUUUGGGGAACAUGGGCACCUCAGUCAAGGAUUUUAGCACACAAAUCUGUUGGAGCAUUCCUCACUCACUGUGGUUGGAACUCAGUGAUAGAGGGUCUCCAAGUUGGGUGUCCACUUGUAAUGUUGCCCUUCCAAUAUGAUCAAUGGUCAAUUGCUAAGUUUAUGGAGGAGAAGAAGGUAGGUGUUAAAGUACACAGAAAUGAGCAUGAUUCCAAGUUCACUAGGGAUUCAGUGGCCAAGGCACUGACAUCAGUGAUGACGGAAGAGGAAGGGAAAUAUCUUAGAAAAGAAGCACAAGAGAUGAGUAAAAUAGUUGGGGACAAACAACUGCAACUAAAAUAUGUGAAUGAGUUUGUUGAUUACAUGAAAAACAAUAGGUCUGGCUGUAAUUAGUAUAAUGGCAAGUUAGACUUUGAUUUCUCUUAGAGUUUGCCAAUCUAGGAGCAACUCAGUCCAACCUAGAAGUGUACCAAGGAGCCUACCUAUCUUUACAAUGCUUUUUCUAUCUUAGUUAUGUCUGCGUUUUUUCUUAAAUUAGUCAGAUUUCCCUUCAAGAAUAUGCUGCCAAGAAAUAAUGUCUGCAAAAUGAGGAAUGUUGGUUUGUCAGAAAGACGCUAAGAAGAAGCAAUAAAAAUUAGUUUGAGUUUUGUGUUUGGAAUGAGUA
Molecule: messenger RNA, 1613 nt
Organism: Vigna umbellata (rice bean)
Lineage: Eukaryota; Viridiplantae; Streptophyta; Magnoliopsida; Fabales; Fabaceae
Source: RefSeq, a predicted model, not a curated record